AUGGCGUCCGCUUUUCUGGGACAAACGAAGAAAAACAGAAUAUAUAACUGGGCCAAAUUUUAUUCCCUUAAACCACACUCUCUCCCCUUCCCAUCCCACCAAACAACCAUUCGCAAAUCCACCACCACCAUGUUUUACAUUUCAGAUAACGUCAGCGUUGUCGAUGGAUUUGUCGUGUUAACUAUUGAAAAGGAGGGUGCUUCUGUCCGCAAGGUUGUCAAGAAGUUCCACCCCAAGAGCAAGCUGUUCCUGCUGGAGGAGCGCACCAAGCUGGCCAACUACGCCCUGGUGGACCUGGACGAGUACCACACCGCCUUCCCCGGCUCCGACCUUGUCCCCGUCCCCAGCUCCCAGCUCUUCUCCGUCUGCACCACCUCCAAGAGGCUCUUCUACACCACCCCAGACGGCUUCCGCAUCGUCAACAGCAAGACCCCAGACAGACACAGACGCUGCUCCCAGGAGUACACCGUCAUCCCCGUGGUCUACAAGGACAAGCCCACCAAGUACCUCUAUCUCAGGGACGAGACCCACUCCACGCAGUACCUGCUCGCCGACGUCACAGUCGACAGGGACAUUGUGCACUCCAAGGACUCGUCCUUCUUCGAACAGGAGAUGAAUGUGGGUGAGAUCGUGUUCACCGAGAACGAUCUGUCCGUCUUGGCCGGCUUCCAGCAGUACAAGGCCCAGUUUGCAGAGGACAUCUACUCCUACUUCUCCACCAUCUACUCCGAGGUCAGGUCCAGGUACCACCGCCGUCCGUACCUGUCCUCGUUCCACCGUCCAGGCUACGGGGAGACCUUCCCCAAGGACCUGCAGAUCCCCACCAUCCCAGAAGUACAGCUCCAUGGGGUCUGCCUUUCUGUUUCUGGCGGAGGUGUUCCCACAACUCUCCUUUGCCGAGGACUUUACCUGCGAACAUGA
This is a messenger RNA of Naumovozyma castellii, 921 nucleotides long. RefSeq lists its product as uncharacterized. NCBI's taxonomy places the organism in Eukaryota, Fungi, Ascomycota, Saccharomycetes, Saccharomycetales, Saccharomycetaceae. The record is from RefSeq and is a predicted model, not a curated record. The transcript has a single exon. Bases 1 to 921 code for a protein of 306 amino acids.